Messenger RNA from Caenorhabditis remanei, 225 nucleotides. RefSeq lists its product as uncharacterized. The record is from RefSeq and is a predicted model, not a curated record. The coding region runs from base 1 to 225 and encodes 74 amino acids. Lineage: Eukaryota; Metazoa; Nematoda; Chromadorea; Rhabditida; Rhabditidae. The transcript is spliced from 2 exons.
AUGAUUACGCGGGAUCCAUUAGCAACGAGAGCAAAUCCGAUAGUAGCUCCAACAAUAGAGACAUAUUACGUGUUGCAAACCUUGCUUCCAACAGAAGUUCCGAACGAGUUCGCGGUGUCAUUGGCACCGAUAGCAAACGCCAAAAUGAAUGCUAUGACGGCUCCAAUUCCAACGAGAACGGGAGCAAUCAUCUUCGAAUUUGUUCUGAAAACGAAACAAUUUUAG